Molecule: messenger RNA, 2588 nt
Organism: Helianthus annuus (common sunflower)
Lineage: Eukaryota; Viridiplantae; Streptophyta; Magnoliopsida; Asterales; Asteraceae
Exons: 7
Coding region: 321-2399 (692 amino acids)
Molecular function (GO): protein binding
Source: RefSeq, a predicted model, not a curated record
CCACUUUAUAUUCUCAUUUCUCAAUAACCACCUUCUUCCCCGCCAAUAAUAUAAUAAACAUAAAAGUAACAACGCAACAACAAUUCCCGAAACCCGCUUUCCACUUUCGGGUCGACCCGUUUUCCCUACGCUCUUUCCUCCCCAGACGCCUUGCUUUGAACGUUUCCCAAGUCAAAUUCUGUCGCUUUCAACAUACUAUAAUAUUCAUAAUUACAUUUCCCCCAAUUUCGUUGUUUAUACAGACCAAACUCUUUUCAAUUUUGGUAUCCGUUUCACAGUUGACUCAUCAUUUAUGAGAGUACCCAGGUGAAGAUUUAAGGAUGAAAAUGAGUGGUGGAAGUGAUAUAGAAGAUGAUUUUUUCGACGCACGCGAGAUGUUUGCUGUAUUGUCCGACUCAGAUACUGAACGUUCGUCUGAUGAAUGUUCAACUUCUGCUUCUGGGUUGAAGUACGAUGAUUGGAUGGGUAAUUUCGACAGUGUAAAUGAACGGCGUAACAGGUUUAUUAGAUCCGUUGGUUUGAGUUCCAAAUGGGUUGUUAAAGACGAAGAAAUCGAACCCGAAAAGGAUGGUUUUCGUGGCGGGUUUGAUGAAGCAAAAGAGGCGAAACCCGAGUUUGUUGAACAAAGUUUGGAAGUUGAUGAUGCGUGUUUGAUCAGGCAGCCUUCGUUGUCGUGUUGGUCGAAUUUGCCUAUCGAAUUAGCACCGUCGGGUUCGGUUAAAGAGAAGAUGAAGAUAGAUGAUCAUCAAGAUGAAUUGGAUGAAGAUGCAUCAAUGAAACAGUCGUUUGACUUUCGGUCAACGUCUCAACGAUCAUUAAAAGAUGGUGAAAAUUUUCCAAAUAGUUGUUUGUUAGAUAGAAGAAAAAAGGGUAAAAAGGGUUGGUUACAAAAACUAAACGUUAUGGCUCAUUUGAUUGAUCAUCAAGAACCAACCGCAACGAUUUCGGAUGGUGUUACGUGUAACCGGGAGAUUCUCGUGCAGACCCACAAAAAGAAAUCGAAAGAGUUAUCGUCGGUUUACGCCACACAAGAGUUUCCAGCGCAUACCGGGUCUAUUUCAGCCCUUAAGUUUAGUCACGAUGGUAGAUACUUGGCGAGUGCGGGGCUUGAUGGUGUUGUGCGUGUUUGGGCGGUUCAUGAACAGGAGGAUACGAAAGAAUAUGACAUUGUGGGAAACGAUUCGUCGGUUUACUUUUCAACGAAUCAUCUCUCUGAAUUGGCCCCUAUCAAAGUGGAUAAAGAGAAGCAUCGAAAGAUCAAGAAAUCAUCGGAACUGACUUGCGUUAUUCUGCCGCCGAAAGUGUUUAGAAUCUUGGAGAAACCGAUACACGAGUUCCAUGGUCACACCGGCGAAAUCUUGGCCCUUUCGUGGUCGAAAAAAGGGUAUCUUCUGUCAUCAUCGGUUGAUAAAACGGUUCGGUUAUGGCAAAUCGGACACGGUGAAUGCCUCAAAGUGUUUAUGCAUAACAAUUUCGUGACAUGUGUGGAAUUUAAUCCUAUGGAUGAAAACCAUUUCAUCAGCGGAUCGAUUGAUGGGAAGGUACGAAUCUGGGAGAUCAACGGCUGUAAAGUUACGGAUUGGACUGAGAGCCGAGAGAUCGUGACUGCUGUUUGCUAUUACCCAAACGGGAAGGGGUGCAUUGUGGGAACAUUAGAUGGAAACUGCAGUUUCUACGACAUCAUAGAUGAACGGCUGCAGAUCGACACACACACGAGUGUAAUGAGCCGAAAGAAAUGGCCAAGACGAAUCACCGGAUUCCAGUUCUGCCCAACCGACUCGAGGAAGGUUAUAGUUUCAUCCGCGGACUCACAAGUCCGCGUUCUUUGCGGAAUCAACGUUGUCGGGAAAUUCAAAGGUAACCGGCAUUCAGGAAGCCAAAUGUCCGCAUCCUUCACCGCAGACGGGAAACACAUCGUGUCCGCAGGUGACGACUCGAACAUCUACAUGUGGAACCACAUUAGCUCGGAUAAACUUGUCACAAAGGCCAAAAGUAACUUAUCUAAUGAAAGUUUCUUCUCUGAAAACGCCACGGUGGCGGUCCCAUGGUGCGGCAUCAAAAGCAUAGCCGCGGCUUUUCCAUCACCGAGACCGACCACUGGCCACGACAACAUUCCGAGAAGCACGAUAAACUCGCCUAGAAAACCGUCUUUAUCCCCGAGCCGCAGCUUUUUCUUAGAGUCCAUGCUAAAGAGUCCAACCUUUCCCGCGGAAAGGCUUCCGGAUCCGACUCAAGUUAGCGUUUCGCCUUCGAUGCGCAAGUCCGAGUACAAGUUUCUGAGGAGUGCAUAUCGUAGCACGUUUGUUGCGCCGCACACGUGGGGUUUGGUGAUCGUGACCGCGGGCUCGGAUGGUCGAAUUCGGACGUUUCUCAAUUACGGGUUACCGGUCCGCCUAUGAUUUAAGUUUAACUAGAUUGUGUAGUGUAUUAUUGGACAUAAAAACAUUUAUGGUACAUAAAUUAUAUACAAGAUUGGUGUAAAUCUGUAGUUUUGUUGUAUCAUGUAAUAUUAAGACUCGAAUGCACCAUCAAAACUGCUGGGUUUCUCUUGUGUUGUUUUUUUGUAAAUCUUCUCAAUUUUCAUGCAA